This is a messenger RNA of Pestalotiopsis fici W106-1, 399 nucleotides long. RefSeq lists its product as uncharacterized. Bases 1 to 399 code for a protein of 132 amino acids. The transcript is spliced from 2 exons. The record is from RefSeq and is a predicted model, not a curated record. Lineage: Eukaryota; Fungi; Ascomycota; Sordariomycetes; Amphisphaeriales; Sporocadaceae.
AUGUCCAGGCUAAGUACAGCAACCUGGCGCUACCUGGGUCUUGGCGUCGCAGCCUCGUACGCGGGCCUGGGCGUCUUCCAGGCAAUUCAGCCAGUCAAGGCGGCGCUGGGCUUCUACGACAUCCCUAAACAUGUCAUCAGCCCACAGGUCGAUGCGCGUCAGCAGGUCGGCUGGCUGAUGACCCUUAUUGCCGCCCGAGACAUCAGCACGGCUGUGAUCCUCUUCACUUUUGCCUACAAGGGCAAAACCCGCGAGAUGGGAACCGUCAUUCUUGGGAGCUUGAUCGUUUGUGCUGCCGACUCCGUUACGGCAUGGACUCGGAGAGGACCUGCUACUGGUCUCGGUCUCUUGGUGGGAGCAGGCAUCUGGGGCGUGAUAGGUUAUGGUCUUGCCUUCUAG